Biomphalaria glabrata is the source of this 5010-nucleotide messenger RNA. Its product is annotated as 43 kDa receptor-associated protein of the synapse-like. Gene Ontology annotation, molecular function: acetylcholine receptor binding; protein-membrane adaptor activity. The record is from RefSeq and is a predicted model, not a curated record. Gene Ontology annotation, biological process: chemical synaptic transmission. The transcript is spliced from 7 exons. Lineage: Eukaryota; Metazoa; Mollusca; Gastropoda; Planorbidae. Bases 34 to 1305 code for a protein of 423 amino acids.
CGACAUUCAAACACUUCCACGUUGACUCUCAGGAUGGGUCAGAAUGUGGUUAAAAAGGCGCUGGAGAGGGGAGAGAUGUUUUAUACGCAACAGCGCUUCGACGACGCCGUGGAAGAGUGGAAGAAAGCUCUGAAGGGGCUGAAGAAGCCUCCGGAGAAGUUUGCCAUCGCGGGCAAAAUCUGCUCGGCCCUCUGCGACGUUGGCAAAUACCGCGACGCCCUGACCUACGCCGGGGAACAAUGCGAAAUCGCGAACUCCCAGAAGGACGCCGCCAUGAAGUCGGAAGCGUUCUUUAACGUGGCAUUCUGCAACGAGAGGUCUUGCGAGUUCAGCAAGGCGAUAUCCUACAGCCGACAGUCUCAGCUCCUGCACCCGGAGAAGUCGCCUAUGAACGGAUACGUUCACCUGUGUAUCGGUGGCGCCUAUGCCGGUACCAGCGAAUUUUCGAAAGCGUGGAACAAUUAUGUCAUCGCCAUGGGCGAAGCCAAAUCAAGUGGAGACAAGGUUUUGGAGAUUUUAACAUCAGCCAAAAUGGGGGCUCUUUUCUGUUGUCUUGGCGACUACGAAACGUGCAAUGCUUAUUGCGGCAACUCGCUGGACUUACUGGGCGACCUCAUGGACGACGACCCUAGCCUGAAGUACAAACGUCAGGUCACCGUCUGCUCGACUACGGCGGUGAAGAAGAUGGGUCGCUACACAGAAGCGAUGGACGCAUGCGAGGAUGCUAUGCAGUUGGCAAUGAGACACAAUGACCGACCAGUCCAGGCCAGGUGUUUGUUUAUGUUUGCUGACAUCCACAGAAAGCGCAACGACCUUGAGAGGGCAACACCGCGGUACGAGUCAGCCUUAAGCAUCAUGUCCGAGAUUGGUGACAGACUGGGGCAGGUGGAGGUGCUCGGAGGCAUGGCCAAGACAGCAGCCUGCCAAAGAGAUUAUCAGAAGGCCAUCGAACUCAACGAGAAAGCACUAGAACUCGCUACUAAAAUUGGAGGCAAGUUGGAAAUGGUACGCUGUCACGCCCGACUACAGCUACUCAGCGAGGUUGUCGGAGAGGACGUCCACAUGAGACGUCAUUCCAGCGUCAUCAAGCAACUGUUGCAGGAGAUGGAUCUCUUCUGUGGUGUAUGCGGUGAGGUGGUGGGUCAAGUCCCUGAACGUCUGGAGCCAUUGACCUGCGGUCAUUUCGUGCAUGCCAGAUGUGCUGUACAUUUAGCAAGAUCAACAAUGGGGCGAAGUGGGAAGAGACGCCCCUGUCCAGCCUGCAGGAAGAAUGCUUCACUCAACCCUGCUCAACCACCCACGUGAUGUGGCAACCCAUAUAUUAAUUGAAGGACAAUAUAAAAAAAAAAUAACAUUGAUAUGUCUAGUUACACUUUUUACAAGACUCUUUGAAACAGUGUUUUUGUAACAGACAUGUGAUUCAGUCUGGACCGGAUUUAGACCUUCUGAGGCCCUAAGCAAGUUGAGAAAUUGUAAUCAACAUAAAGCAAUUUUUUUCUUUGCUCUAGUUAAGAAACAGAUGACCUUGACAUCAUCUGCCCUAUGGAUCCAAAAAUUUAAAAUGGGAAUAAGUGAGGAUAAGAGCAGAUAAAUGAAGAUAAGAUAAGAUUAUUGAAAGUAUCAUUGGAAUUUUUUUAAUUUUUGGAGAGGGAGUCCCCACGCAAGUGAGGGUCUUAGGCAAUAGCUUAUAGGUAGGCUAAAUCUAGCACUGGCUUAAACACCAAGAUUAUGAAAUACUAAAAUGUCCUGAUCCCCUGCUGUUGAGACUGUAAUAAUUUUUUAGUGGUUUUCAAAGAAAAUGGUUUUGUUGGAAAAGUUGUAUUUACUUUGUCACAAUCUUUUAAAAAAAGCAAAAUUAGUUACGUCUUUGUUAGUAAGUAGUAUUAGGCCCUAUAGGUCUUACUUUCGGUGAGAGGGCGUGUCUUGAGGCGGACUUGACCAAGGACUUACCAACUAGGAACACUGAGAAAUGAGAGAGAAAGCGUUCCGUCCAUUGAUUUUUUUUCCCAUGUCUGUGGCAUUUUACGAGAGACGAUCUUUUCCCUUUGCAACUUCUUGUGUGACCAAAGAGGCCAAUCCUUGAUACACAGCUGCGAUCGCUGGUUGGGCAUAUGUAAUCACCAGGCGACGUUGCAUUAUCACCCUUCUUUCUGCGCUUCUGUUGUGUAUGGCAUCUGCAUUCCCAGACCCUUCCUUUAUGCUCUCUCUCCAUGUAGAUCUAUCCAGUGCUACUUUUCCCCAGCUGCUAGUGUCGAUUUUUGAAGAGCUUCAUGUCGCGUUUGCAUACAUCCGUAUAACGUAAAAGUGGGAUACCAGCGGCUCUCCUGCCUUCCCACGACUGACGUAAAUUGUGUGAUGCACAAAAUGUCUUUGGAUCAAAUCCUCUCUUGCAAAACCCCUGGCCAGAAACCCUGCUGUCUUGCGUUGUGCAUGCAUGUCACCAUACAGGUCGAGAAUUUUUUGUUUCCCAGACACGUGGAGACAGCAAGUCAUGGAAUGGGUUGCCUGAGCCAGCCAGGAAAACAAAUGGCUUGGCAGAAUUUAAGUCAUUGGUUGACAUGCAUGACUAAAUGUAGUAACGUCUGUAUUUUAUAAGAUUACUAGAAAAAUGCCCAUUUGAUUUUAAAGUCAUUGAUUGAAACUCUACCAUUUCUACUGCAUUAAAAUUAGUUUGUGAAAGAAACAGAAGAGACCCUACACUUUGAUGCUGCAGUCCUGAAUAGUGCACACCAAUAGUAUCAUUCACAUGUAACAUCAGAAAUAAACAUAACAUACCAACACUUCCUUUCUUGUGUACACUAGAUACAAACAAAAACCCUUCCUUUCAUGUGUACACUAGAUACAAACAAAAACCUUUCCUUUCUUGUGUACACUAGAUACAAACAAAAACCCUUUCUUUCUUGUGUACACUAGAUACAAACAAAAACCUUUCCUUUCUUGUGUACACUAGAUACAAACAAAAACCCCUUCCUUUCUUGUGUACACUAGAUACAAACAAAAAUCCUUCCUUUCUUGUGUACACUAGAUACAAACAAAAACCUUUCCUUUCUUGUGUACACUAGAUACAAACAAAAACCCCUUCCUUUCUUGUGUACACUAGAUACAAACAAAAAUCCUUCCUUUCUUGUGUACACUAGAUACAAACAAAAACACUUCCUUUCUUGUGUACACUAGAUACAAACAAAAACACUUCCUUUCUUGUGUACACUAGAUACAAACAAAAAUCCUUCCUUUCAUGUGUACACUAGAUACAAACAAAAACACUUCCUUUCUUGUGUACACUAGAUACAAACAAAAACCUUUCCUUUCUUGUGUACACUAGAUACAAACAAAAACCCUUUCUUUCUUGUGUACACUAGAUACAAACAAAAACCUUUCAUUUCUUGUGUACACUAGAUACAAACAAAAAUCCUUCCUUUCUUGUGUACACUAGAUACAAACAAAAACACUUUCUUUCUUGUGUACACUAGAUACAAACAAAAACCGUUCAUUUCUUGUGUACACUAGAUACAAACAAAAACCCUUCCUUUCUUGUGUACACUAGAUACAAACAAAAACAUUUCCUUUCUUGUGUACACUAGAUACAAACAACAAUCCUUCCUUUCAUGUGUACACUAGAUACAACAAAAACCCUUCCUUUCUUGUGUACACUAGAUACAACAAAAACCCUUCCUUUCAUGUGUACACUAGAUACAAACAAAAACACUUCCUUUCUUGUGUACACUAGAUACAAACAAAAACCCUUCCUUUCAUGUGUACACUAGAUACAAACAAAAACCUUUCCUUUCUUGUGUACACUAGAUACAAACAAAAACCUUUCCUUUCUUGUGUACACUAGAUACAAACAAAAAUCCUUCCUUUCAUGUGUACACAAGAUUGAAACAAAAACCCUUCCUUUCUUGUGUACACAAGAUUGAAACAAAAACCCUUCCUUUCUUGUGUACAAAAGAUUGAAACAAAAACCCUUCCUUUCUUGUGUACACAAGAUUGAAACAAAAACCCUUCCUUUCUUGUGUACACUAGAUGCCUAACAAACUGGACAGUAUUAACUUCCUCCCCCGCAAAGAACAAUCUACAAUCUUCCAACUUCUAAGGACAGGAUACACACCUCUGUUAAAUUACCAUCUGAACAAAAUAAACUCCACACAACUCCCCCUUUAUAGACACUGCUGCCCACUCUUAUGAAACCGUAAACCAUAUCCUCUUUGAAUGCCCCUUCCUAAUCCACCUUAAGCAGACCCUCCUUCCACUACAGCCCAACAUAACCAACACCCUGUACGGCAGUGCUGAACAACUGAAGAAAACAGCACACUUUUUUUCCUUGGCACAGUCUGCAAAAGAGCUGACAGCUCAGCAGCAAUAAAGCUGGCUAGAAGAAGAAGAAGUGUACACAAAAUACAACAAAAAGUUAACUAUUUAAAAGUUGUAUGCAGAUGUAUGAUAUUUUGUUCUAUAGCUAAAGAAUAUAUAAGGAAACAUGUAUAUUGAUUUGUUUACAAAACCUGAAUUAUAUAAUUAUCUAAAUUAUAUAUAUAUUUCAAGAAAUUUGAAUCAUGCUGUAAGCCAUAUGUCUGUAUAAUUAAUAAAAUUUUUUUGGCGGGGGGGGGGGGGGGAGGGUAAGGUUUGACUGUUAUUCAGAGACGGAUUUUGCACACACACACAAAAAUUGUUCUUGAGAUAUAGUACACAAACUUUUGGAAUAUUAUGCAAGCCUUAGACACGGUGUGCGCUAUUAAGUUAUUAACUUAUCAUAGUUAUACAAUGUUAGACCAAAAGUAAGAUUGUUUAUAUAUAUAUUUACAUGUAAUGUAAGUGUGAUUGCCUUUCAUGUGUAUGAGAAAGAAAGAUUAAUGAGUUAUGAAAUGUGUGUGUAUUUUUACAGUUUUAUGUAAUGAUUUAUUUGUUUAGUGGGCUUGUGAUAAAAAAAUAAAUGUCAAUGUGAACUGUGUAGUACGUUGUGUAUUACUAUGCAAAAUAAGGAAACCAGAAAUAAACUUUAAAACUUUUGAA